This is a messenger RNA of Psammomys obesus (fat sand rat), 4333 nucleotides long. It is a transcript of the gene Cngb1, whose product is annotated as cyclic nucleotide gated channel subunit beta 1. Gene Ontology annotation, cellular component: photoreceptor outer segment; plasma membrane; intracellular cyclic nucleotide activated cation channel complex. Gene Ontology annotation, biological process: monoatomic cation transmembrane transport; retina homeostasis. NCBI's taxonomy places the organism in Eukaryota, Metazoa, Chordata, Mammalia, Rodentia, Muridae. Gene Ontology annotation, molecular function: intracellularly cAMP-activated cation channel activity; protein-containing complex binding; intracellularly cGMP-activated cation channel activity. The transcript has 33 exons. The coding region runs from base 37 to 3801 and encodes 1254 amino acids. The record is from RefSeq and is a predicted model, not a curated record.
UCCUGGCUAGCAGCUGACAUCUGAACAGGUGUCAGGAUGUUGAGCUGGGUCCAGAAGGUGCUGCCUCAGCCUCCGGGGCCCCCUCAGAAGACCGACGAGGGAGCAGGACCACAGCCAGAACCAGAGUUGGAACCUGAAGCAAAACCAGAACCUGAGCCGGAGCCUGAGCCGGAACCAGAGCCGGAACCUGAAACAGCCCCUGAAGAGGCUGCGCCAGAGGUCCAGAGCCUGCCACCUGAGGAGCCAGUGAAAGGGGACGACGUGGUUGAGACAGGCCCUAGUCUUCAAGAGGCCCAGGAAGCUGAUCCUCCUCAGCCCACCUUCCAGACCCAGACUGAUGUUGCCACGGUAAACAGCCCUAGGACCUGGAUGCUGAGCUGGUUCUGGAAGGGCAUGGAGAAGGUUGUGCCACAGCCCGUCUGUAGCAGCGGCUUGGGAGACCCGGAUCAGGUGCAAGGGCAGGGUGACCCGAGGCAGGGUGGAGCACAGAUCCGGGGGCCCUGUGGCACUGGGAACCCAGGGUCGGCUGAUGGCUCAGAUGAAGCUCAAGACACUGAGCCCAGCCUGUGGCUGCUCAGGUGGCUUGAGCAGAACCUGGAGAAAGUGCUGCCUCAGCCCCCUACACCCUCUCAGGCCUGGAAAGCUGAACCCGAGGCUGUUGUCUUGGACCCAGAUCCUCCAGAACCCCCACUGGAGAUGGAGCCCACAGAGAGCUCCUCCCAGCCUAAUCCUGGAACCCUGAAACCUGAGGAGGAGCCUGCAGCAGAGCCCCAGCCUGGCUUCCAAGCCUCUUCCCUGCCACCACCUGGAGACCCUGUCAGGUUGAUCGAGUGGCUCCUACACAGGCUGGAGAUGGCCCUGCCACAGCCCGUGUUCCACGGGAAAGCCACGGAGCAAGAGCCUGGAUGCCCUGUUACGUGUGAUGUACAGACCAUCAGCAUCCUCCCGGUGGAACAGGUGGAGCAAGAUCUUAUCCUGGAGGAGGUGGACCCUUGCUGGGAGGACACCCAGCAGGAGGACAGUGCCAGCCUGCAGGAGACAGAGAUGGUUCUGGUUUAUGAAGAAGAGAGUGAGGCCAUGGUGGAGAUGCCCAGGGAGAUGCCACUGAUUGAAGAGGAAAGAGAAGAGGAGGAAGAAGAGGAGGAGGAAGAGGAGGAAGAGGAGGAGGAGGAAAAGGAUGUCCUGCUGGAUAGCUGUUUGGUGGUACAGGCUGAUGAGGACCAGUGCCAGCUAGGCAGGACACAGCCACAGAUAGAAUCACUCCAGAAGCAGCAGGAGGAGGAGGAAGAAGAAAAGCAGGAGGAGGAAGAAGAGAAGGAAGAGGAGGAGGAGGAGGAAGAGGAGAAGCAGCAGGAGGAGAAGAAGGACGAGAAGCAAGAGGAAGAAGAGCAGGAGGAGGAGAAGCAGGAGGAGGAACAGAAGCAGGAGGAGGAGGCCACAAACUCAGCAGUACCAGCCACGAAAGAGCACCCAGAGCUCCAGGUGGAAGACACAGAUGCUGACAGGGGACCCCUCAUCCCAGAGGAGAAGUUCUCUUCACCGGAGAGACCACUGCCGGCUCCUGACCAAUCAGACACCCUCGCUGUUCCGGGCUCUGCCGCAGCUGCCCAAAGGAAGAAGCUACCUUCUCAGGAUGAUGAAGCCGAAGAGCUCAAGGCCCUGUCACCAGCUGAGUCCCCAGUGGUUGCCUGGUCAGACCCGACCACCCCACAGGAGGCUGAUGGCCAGGACCGUGCAGCCUCCACAGCCAGCCAGAACAGCGCCAUCAUCAAUGACCGUCUCCAGGAGCUGGUGAAGAUGUUCAAGGAGCGGACAGAGAAGGUCAAGGAGAAGCUCAUUGAGCCUGAUGUCACCUCUGAUGAGGAGAGCCCCAAGCCCUCCCCAGCCAAGAAGGCCCCAGAAGCAGCCCCAGCCCCGAAGCCCGUGGAGGCAGAGGCGGCAGAGGAGGAGCACUACUGCGACAUGCUUUGCUGCAAGUUCAAGCGCAGGCCUUGGAAGACGUACCAGUUCCCGCAGAGCAUCGACCCUCUGACCAACCUCAUGUACAUCCUGUGGCUGUUCUUUGUGGUGCUGGCCUGGAACUGGAACUGCUGGCUGAUUCCCGUGCGCUGGGCCUUCCCGUACCAGCAGCCAGACAACAUCCACCUCUGGCUACUUAUGGACUACCUGUGCGACUUCAUCUACCUCCUGGACAUCACUGUGUUCCAGAUGCGCCUGCAGUUUGUCAAAGGCGGGGACAUCAUUACAGACAAAAAGGAGAUGCGUGGCAACUACCUGAAGUCUCGCCGGUUUAAGAUGGACCUGAUCUGCCUGCUGCCCCUGGACUUCCUCUACUUGAAAUUUGGUGUGAACCCCCUCCUUCGCCUGCCCCGCUGCCUGAAGUACAUGGCCUUCUUCGAGUUUAAUAAUCGCCUGGAAGCCAUCCUCAGCAAAGCCUACGUUUACAGGGUCAUCAGGACCACUGCCUACCUGCUGUACAGCUUGCACCUCAACUCCUGUCUUUAUUACUGGGCAUCAGCCUUCCAGGGCAUCGGGUCCACUCACUGGGUUUACGAUGGCGUGGGGAACAGUUACAUUCGAUGCUACUACUGGGCUGUGAAAACUCUCAUCACCAUCGGAGGGCUGCCUGACCCCCAGACACUCUUUGAAAUUGUCUUCCAGCUGCUGAACUAUUUCACAGGCGUCUUCGCUUUCUCCGUGAUGAUUGGGCAGAUGAGAGAUGUGGUGGGGGCUGCCACAGCGGGGCAGACCUACUACCGAAGCUGCAUGGACAGCACGGUGAAGUACAUGAACUUCUACAGGAUCCCCAGGUCUGUGCAGAACCGCGUCAAGACCUGGUACGAGUACACCUGGCAUUCACAAGGCAUGCUGGACGAGUCAGAGCUGAUGGUGCAGCUUCCAGACAAGAUGCGACUGGACCUGGCCAUUGACGUAAACUACAACAUUGUCAGCAAAGUGGCGCUCUUCCAGGGCUGUGACCGCCAGAUGAUCUUCGACAUGCUCAAGCGCCUUCGCUCCGUCGUCUACCUGCCCAACGACUAUGUGUGCAAGAAGGGGGAGAUUGGCCGAGAGAUGUAUAUUAUUCAGGCCGGGCAGGUGCAGGUGCUGGGCGGCCCGGAUGGGAAGGCUGUACUGGUGACACUCAAAGCCGGGUCCGUGUUUGGAGAGAUAAGCUUGCUGGCUGUCGGGGGUGGGAACCGGCGCACGGCCAACGUGGUGGCCCACGGGUUCACGAACCUCUUCAUUCUGGACAAGAAGGACUUGAAUGAAAUUUUGGUGCAUUAUCCCGAAUCUCAGAAGUUGCUCCGGAAGAAGGCCAGGCGCAUGCUGAGAAACAACAACAAGCCAAAGGAGGAGAAGAGUGUGCUCAUCCUGCCCCCGAGGGCAGGCACCCCGAAGCUCUUCAAUGCAGCCCUCGCUGCAGCAGGAAAGAUGGGCGCCAAGGGGGCCAAGGGCGGCAAGCUGGCCCACCUGAGAGCCAGGCUCAAGGAACUGGCUGCGCUGGAGGCAGCCGCUCGACAGCAGCAGCUGCUGGAACAGGCCAAGAGGGCUCAGGAAGCCGGGGGAGAGGAGGGCUCCGGAGCCGCAGACCAACCCGCGCCCCAGGAACCUCCAGAGCCCAAGGAGCCCCCAGCCCCAAGCUCUCCCCCGCCAGCCCCGGAGAAGCCUGAGGGAGGCACGGAGGAGGCAGCUGGGCCCUCGGAGCCCUCCGUGAAGAUCCGUGUGAGCCCGGGCCCGGAUCCCGGGGAGCAGACGCUGUCAGUGGAGAUGCUGGCGGAGAAGAAGGAGGAGGCGGAGUGAGGCUCCUUCAGCGCCCCAGGAACCCUAUGAUCCCAUCCCCCGGUGGGCGCCCAGCGGCCUCGCCAAGCUUCCUAGCCCCCGGGCACCUCCCCACAGGCUUGUUGUGGAAACCCUCAAAUUUCAUCAGAUGGUGGUGGUGUACUUGAACUCCUACCAUCCCUGGAACACCCUGCCUCCCUCCCACAGCUGCUGUUCUCAAGAAGAAAACUGCCUUGCACUUUUAAGAUUUUUAAAGGAGGGAAUAGAACAGAGUUCCGACAUCAAGGACAGCUCUACCAAAAAAAAAAUCAAGGAUUGGUGAUAUGGCAAAGGCCCCACCAGUACCCACCUUUGGUUAAAUGAUAGGGAAGAGCUGAACUGGGGGCGCGCACUUGCAAACCCAGUGUUGGGUAGGCUGAGUCGGGAGGGUCCUGGGUUCAAAGUCAGCCAGGGCUACUUAGUGAGAGUCUGCCUGAAGACAAACCGAUAGCCAAACAGCUUGGGAGUUCCCAAGCGCCGCUCAGCCAGUGGCUCUCAACCUGUGGGCCGUGAU